AUGGUUGUAGAGAACUUUACAACUGUAAACCGUCGUAUUGAGGAGGAACGACGAGCCAAGUACUGUGGAACCGCAAGCAUAAGCAUAGCAUCUUUGCAGUAUCGAGACCCAGCGGACGAUGGGGCUACAGGCUCUAAAAACAACCAUGUCGACGCUAUUAAAAGAAUGUUUCGCCAAGAACGUGGCUGUCGUAAAGAAGACAGCCGCCAUCAUGUCAAGGCUCUUAUCCCCCAGCAGGUCCUAGAGGCGGCAGUAGCUCGUGCCUCAAUUCCAAGCUCCAGCCUCAUGAGGGAUGCUCUACCGUACCCGGAACUGGAAUUCCCUACUGGCGUCAAGAUAGAGUGCCUCGAGGGCCAUGACAGACUUGCGGCGGCCGACAAGGUGCUGCAAGGCUCUAAGAAGAGAUGGACCGUUGAUCUAUAUCUCGAUGAUCUUAGUGAUGACCUGCGACUUCUACUCACGGAUGGCUACGAUUAUCAGAAGGCGCCGGAUGACGGAGAAUAUUACGUUACCAUCAGGCAGUUUCAAGGACACGGUGGCGAGAAAAACCCCUUCUUCGAAAACCUAUGGUUGGGCAGGCUUGCAACAAACGCGAACAAAAAAAGACUCUUCAACCAACUUUCGAAGCACAAGGAGUACGGACCCGCCUUUGACACUCUCCUAGCAAUUCCAGGACUGUUUGGCAGUUUCCGACUGGGCACCAUACACCAACUAAUAGGCAUGAAGUGUGAUGAGCCGAACCUUGCAUACUUGAACCAUAUCUACAGAUGGUGGCGUGACGUCUGCGAUGGCGAUCAGGAGGCCAUGAAACAGAUUACGCGAGGCACCAUCACGGCCCUAGAGGGGAAGGCGCCAGGGGCCUGUUCCGCUGACCACCGGAUCCUUUCACCACAGGUACGGAGUGGCGAAAUUUUCGAGAACUUCUCUCCCCCACAGCGUGAAGCAAUCUGGUCUCGAGUCUGCAGCUCUUCCAGACAAUGUCUCAUCCCGUCCCUGUUCACCUUUUUCGAGGACCGAAAACUUCUGAAUGAUGCUGCCGGCUGCAUCAAGAAGAUACUGCACGUGGGGCCCGACGACACCGUAACUGGUGUGCUCAACCAACGUUUCACCAAUGCGAACCAAAGGGAGGACCAAUGCAUCAUUCAGUUGUCAGAGACAACCUUCACUAGCGUGGCAGGAGACAUCAACACUCGGCUGGACCUUGGGAUACGCCAGCUAUGGCUGGCGGCUUUUCGCAACUACAAAGAGCUGCCAGCCGACACGCAAAAGAAGGACCUUCUGGCGGUAUCGCGAACCAAGGCAAACGAAACAGUUCUACACGAGCUUGCGUCUCUCGCUGCGCGACUUGGAUUUGUAUCAGACCAGCUCGAAGAGAUCUUGGAGACAUCUUCCGACCGAAAGGUAGCUGAACAGGCGCUUUUCGCAGCCCGCCAGCCUGGGCGAUACAUGUUUCGAGAUCCAGAGGCAUGCAUACAACAAAUAGUAGAUGCUUUUGCGGCUGCUGUGCCAGCUUCUGAAAGCAAAGCACUACUUGAGACAGAAGACGAAGUAAGAGAGCACGAGCGGCCACCGCAACGAUGCGGGCGACCGAACGACACCGAUUACCGAUACGAUAAAACCCGCCUCUUUUUGCCGCAGAUGCAUGCCGACGUCUAUAGCGAGAUGAGGGAGAUGACGUCGACGUUCGUUCGACGGUCUGUUUACUGCGCGUACUUUGGAGCGCCACCGCCUCUAGGAAGCCCUGUUACUAGCGACGAUGCUAGCAGGAACGACGACGUAGCGAUGAUCCCCUGUAUGCCUAUCAGUGAGCAACCUGAACUUCUUGGAAACAGCAGUAGGCCGACGACGGUAACCGAAGAGGACGUAAUUUUGGCCAUAACAAGACAUGAGCUUCAUUUGGAGCAAGCGAGGCAUAGUGACAUAUCUCGUCGAGUGAGGGACAAGGAAUCGAAACUCGAGGAGUUGACACAAGACGAAGCGUCGCUUCAGGAACGGCUAGACGAAAUCAAUCGACAGAUUCUAGACCGGAACGUGCAGCUUGAUGGAUUACGACAAGAUGUAAUCUUGGAGGAGAAAAAGUUGACUCGGCUAAAGACAAUGGUACACUUGGAGCAGAGUAAAUUAGAUCAUGGACAAAGGGAGGUUGCUGAAGUCAUCUCAGAAGAGCAUGGAGAGCCAGCACCCGAGUCGCCCGCUGGGGCAGCCGACGGUUCGAGGCAGGUCUUAUCGGCGGGCUUGGGACAAGGAGCAGAGACUCAAAUUGUGCUGCGACGAACAGAUCGAAACACACGAUUCAACUUCCAAGAGCUUGUGGCACAUGACCCCAACAAGGAACACCAGGAGGCAUUGGCGAUUGUUGCAGAAGAAGCUGGAGCGGAUGGGGCCGAGCGAAAACGGACGAUUCGUAUUGACUUUGUGGAUGUAGAAUCUGGUGAUAGCUUUGUGAUCUCUGAUCCAUUGAUAGUGGAUCCAGCAAACCCGGACGACCUGGAGCGCAUCGGAGACAAGCGUGAUCUCAAAAGCUUGUGUGAGGCCUCGAAGGCUCUUUAUGUUCUAGCAGCGGCGCAUCUUUAUGGUACACAUGAAGUCCUCCUGCGAGCUCCCGACGAGCAUUAUUUGGAUGAGGUGGAGGUGGAAGGGUUACUUCGAGCUGCCGAACGAUCGAGCGACCUCCUGGCACGUGUAACCAACCUACGGAUAUCAGCCCCGUUUUCUGAAAGAUUAAGGCUCCGCUGCGUGCACGAUGACGUUGACGAUGAGGAGGUGCAUAUGACAAUGGACCACGAUGAUAACGGACAAGAUCGCUCUUCGCUGCAGCUGCUUGGCAGUCGCAUUUUGCCCAUUUUGCAGAAGCUCCAAGAUGGAAGACUUCAGAAAUCCAGCUGGGACAUGGGCGUAUGUGUCCCUCAACAGCUUCUCGGACAAGGUGGCUAUGUCCUAACCCAUCAGAAUCGCAUUCAGCAUCUCCGCCUCGUGACAGAUGCCAACUGUGCGCUCAAUUCCCAGAGCCCGGCGCUCGCCCUCCAGGGGCUGAAAUCCUUAAAAUAUAUUUCUUGGACAGGACUACGGACAUAUUCUGACUUCAUCGCACUUGGCCUAGCACUGCGGCAGAAUGCCCACCAUUUGGAAGCCCUACAGCUCGAUUUCAUCGACUGGGAGUUAGUCAAGGAACACUGGGAUGAAAUGGAUGAUGAUAUUGCAGACUUUUUCAGGUUCAUAUUGAGAGUACGCCCUCAGUCAACUAAACUCCGAUUUCCUGCCAUGGAAAACCUGUCACUGUCUGGCCUUGAUCUAACAUCACACUCUUGUGGAGUUGCUUAUGCUGUGAAUACUGCAUCUCUGCGGUCAAUUACUAUUCGCCGAUGCCCUGGCUGGGAGCUGUUUCUGCAACGGUUGAUAGAACCAAACUAUGCUCUUAAUAUAACGUCACUGGAGAUAUAUCAGCCAGUCGGGUUGAUGGCUGUAGCCGAGAAUGAGGAAGAGGUUUUGCGAAACUUUUUGGAGAGCAUUAGCGGGUUAGAGAGCCUUUAUCUCUCCCUGCCCAGCCCGACAGAUACAAAGGCCUUGUGGAGAACGGCGGUGCGACACAAGGCAACUCUCCGGCGGUUCAUUUACCACGCCAGAAGCGUGAACCUUGACGAUGAGUCCGAGCUAUUUGAAGAGGAAAUGGACCUGAAUGAUAUGGCGCUGUUGAGUGACUCGUUUCUGGCUCACUUGAGAAGUCAGUCCCCAAACCCACUGGGUGAGCUGUAUCUCGAAUGUAUCGGGCUGGCGUGUGAUCCUCGCCGAUUGAAAGAGGUUAUAGAGCCCUUGUCUCACAAGGGCAGUUUACAGGUCCUGCAUAUCAGGCAGUCAGGGCCAGACAUUAGGAAAUAUGGAUCUUUGGUCUUCAGCCAGAUCUAA
Molecule: messenger RNA, 3903 nt
Organism: Metarhizium brunneum ARSEF 3297
Lineage: Eukaryota; Fungi; Ascomycota; Sordariomycetes; Hypocreales; Clavicipitaceae
Source: RefSeq, a predicted model, not a curated record